Molecule: messenger RNA, 2222 nt
Organism: Acipenser ruthenus (sterlet)
Lineage: Eukaryota; Metazoa; Chordata; Actinopteri; Acipenseriformes; Acipenseridae
Product: zinc finger protein 444-like
Exons: 2
Coding region: 756-1814 (352 amino acids)
Molecular function (GO): zinc ion binding; nucleic acid binding
Source: RefSeq, a predicted model, not a curated record
AUUGAAAGGAGUCCCUGUUGUAAUUCGCCCUCCCGACCACCGGCAGCGCUGUGUAGGGUUGACCGUGAUUGGGUCAGGAGGCUGAACUCUGACCAUACAGGAAGUUCCGGGUCAGGCGGCCAUCUUGGCCCAAGGUGGGACCAUGCGGCCGUCAGGUCCCAUCAUUGCAAUCAGCUGUGCUGUUCUCAUCGAUUGGCUGACGUGAGGCAGCGUGCUGAUUGCAGGGGUGGGACUUGGCAGUAUUUAAGCAGUAUGGUUUUGCCAUUCGGCCCCCUGUCCUGAACUGAAAACACGUGCUGUGCUUUGUUGUUGUUUUGUUUUAUCAAACUGCUGUAAUUCACAGAAGCUUGAAACUUAAGGGACUUUGGUGGAUUGCCGCAGUGGAAGAAACCCAGGACAAGCCAGUAAUCCGUGGAAGGGGGCCAGGAGGCGGUGAGAGGAAACCCACUGCAGGAGCACAGAGAAACCCAGUGCUUCCUUUAUUGUUGUGUGUAACGGGACGUUUUUGUUUAUUCUUUUUAUUUGAAACCUGAGUUUACCAUCGCUGGUAUUCCAGGUGGUUUUCUUGUUUAUUUUCUGGAAUACUGGACUGUUCUAUUUUUGUUUGUUAAAAUAAAAUCCUGCCUGUACCAUUGAAGGUACAGGGCUCCAAGGACUAAACGACACUUCCGGCUCCUGUGUGCUGUCAUUUCUGGUCCUUCCCUAAAGCUCCACCCACUACCCUCCCACAAGGUGGUGUCAGAAGCGGGAGGAGCAUGGACCGGCACACCCUGCAAGCCGUCUUGGAGGAUCAGGAGAGACACCGUGACGGUGUAGAGCGGCGUCGGGAAGAACGGGAUGCUCAGAGGGAUGCUGAGCGUUCAGCCCAUCUGACCGCGAUGACUGACAAGAUGGCGGCCAUGUGUCUGGCCAUUCAGAACCUGGUAGUGGCCCAGGCCCAGGCCCAAGCCCAGGUCCCGGCCGCAGCAGCUGGACCAGCGCAGCCGACGCCCAAAAUCCGGCUGCAAAAGAUGACCUCAGAAGAUGACCCGGAGGCCUUCCUGACCACGUUUGAGCGGGUGGCUACAGUGUCAGGGUGGCCAGCCAGAUGUUGGGCGGCACAACUCGCCCCUUGUCUGACUGGUGAGGCGCAGGCAGCAUACCGGGCCCUGAGCAAUGUGGCAGCGGAGGAUUAUCCCCAGGUGAAGGCAGCUAUCCUCCAACGCCUCAAUAUCACUCCGGAAACGCAUUGCCGGCGUUUCCGGACCUACAAGCGUCCAGAGGGAACCCGGCCCCGCAUUGCGGCCCAGCAACUCUGGGACCAUCUGACCCGCUGGCUGCGUCCCACUGAACGGACCACCCAACAAAUCAUGGAGUCUGUGGGGGUCGACCAGUUCCUGGAGGUGUUGGAACCGGAGACUCGAGCCUGGGUCGCUCGCCACAGUCCCGAGACGAUGGACAAGGCCGUCGAACUGGCGGAGGCUUUCGAGGAUUCACUGCUUCGGGUGGACCCCAGUCCAGCCCCAGCAGUCCCAGUGAAGCAUCGCCCUUUACCAGCGCACCCAAGGACUGCAGCGAGGCCUUCAGUUUUCCCCGUCCCUUUGAGCGCCUCGACUCCAAAGUGGAGACCGAGGUUAGCUCCCAGCUGGGCCAGAGAGAAUCCCUGGACCCCCCCCCCCAGUGGUGGACCAAGGGACAAGCAGCCGUCUCCCACAGCGUUGCCUUCCCCUACCUGCUUCCGGUGCCAUGAGGUGGGACACAUCGCGAGAUUCUGUCCUGCCGCAAUGGAGUGUGACGUGGCCUUGCGAUGUCCGGACGCAGAGGGUGAAGCUUGAAACUUAAGGGACUUUGGUGGAUUGCCGCAGUGGAAGAAACCCAGGACAAGCCAGUAAUCCGUGGAAGGGGGCCAGGAGGCGGUGAGAGGAAACCCACUGCAGGAGCACAGAGAAACCCAGUGCUUCCUUUAUUGUUGUGUGUAACGGGACGUUUUUGUUUAUUCUUUUUAUUUGAAACCUGAGUUUACCAUCGCUGGUAUUCCAGGUGGUUUUCUUGUUUAUUUUCUGGAAUACUGGACUGUUCUAUUUUUGUUUGUUAAAAUAAAAUCCUGCCUGUACCAUUGAAGGUACAGGGCUCCAAGGACUAAACGACACUUCCGGCUCCUGUGUGCUGUCAUUUCUGGUCCUUCCCUAAAGCUCCACCCACUACCCUCCCACAGUAUGUUUUCGGUGGCUGCCUCGAAUCAU